GUUACUUGAAGAAAUCAGAUCUGUCAGGACGGGCGAAAAAAAUGCCACUUCCCAACUAACAGGCGGAAUCCAGCCCAGAUUUUCAGUCCUUUCUUCUUCUUUUUUCCCUUCCUCCCUUUCACUAAUUUAUCCCGAUGUUAGCACAUUCUGUCUCGUAACACCCGGACGCCUGUAGGUUUGUUGCACGGGAUCAUUACUUACUGCUCAGGCUGGCUCCGAGCACGGGGCUGAAGACGGAGUGGGAAGUUGGGGAUAACAUUUUUAUUUUAUUUUUUUAAAUUACUGUGAUUAUUAUUACGAUUCCGUGCUUUUACUCAGGAAAGCAAACAGGCAAAAAAAGACAAAAAAAAAAAGGGAGAAAAAAAAUCAAAAACAACAAAACAAAACAAAAACCUGAUGCUCCAGUUCUGAAUGUGAAAUAUUACCUACCAGCUUGUAAAGUUGUGAGGAACAGCAGCAAUUUUUUUUUUUUAAUUUUUAUUAUUUUUUCUAAGCGAGGAGGAAAAACCAAACAAACAAAAAAGGACUUCUGAUCCGUGUGCCAAAGUAGGGGGAGAUGUGUUACUGACCGAUUUAUACUGGCUGAGAUGAUACUUGCUUUCUACUUCUUGUUCACUUGCUCUUUAAGUAAAAUGAGACACAGAGUUGUUGCUGAGACGAGUGGGAACAGCACUUUGAUUUGCUGGUUUAAUUAAAAAAUGAUAAAGGAUUAAAGGAAAAGGUGGACGUGGACUGCAGGUUACAAACCUGGACACACCUGGGGAAGGAAGACAAGAAGAAUUAAAACUUAAAAAAAGCCCAGCGGAGAUAGACGAAUGUCCCCACAUCUCCAAAGGAAAGUUCAUCGGAUUUUUACUCUAGAGAUCUCAUCUUCAGGAUGUCAUUGAACACUUCCACUACAGGAAAAGGUGUGGAUCCAAACGCGGUUGACACUUAUGACAGUGGCGAUGAUUGGGAAAUCGGUGUUGGGAAUUUAAUAAUCGAUUUGGACGCCGAUUUGGAGAAGGACAGACAGAAAUUUGAGAUGAAUAACUCUACCAAUACCACCAGCAGCAGUAACACCAGCUCCAAGGAUUGCGGGGGUCUGGCUUCCAGUGGGGCUAAUACUACCUCAGCCUUAGCUGAUGGCCUAAAAUUUGCUUCUGUUCAGCCCUCUGCUCCCCAGGGGAAUUCCUCUCACAAAGAGACUAGCAAAUCAAAAGUGAAAAGGAGUAAAACUUCUAAGGAUGCUAAUAAAUCUCUGCCUUCUGCUGCCUUGUAUGGGAUUCCUGAGAUCAGCAGUGCUGGCAAGAGGCAGGAAGUCCAAGGGCGCCCUGGAGAGGCAACUGGCAUGAAUUCAGCACUGGGUCAAAGCGUGAGCAGUAACCCGAACGGCAAUAAUAACAACACCAGCAACACCACCACCACUAUUGCCUCUUGUGGGAAAAACAAAGAGGAGAAACCAGGUAAAAACCAGGGCAGCAGAGGCUCCAAGCGGGAUAAGGAUGCGGGGAAGUCCAGGAAGGACAAGCAGCACGACCUGCAGCCAGGCCACCCCAACGGCCCCGGGGGUGGCAGUGGCCAGGCCCCCCCAGGGCACCUCUAUGGCUACGGGUCCAAGGGCGGUGGGAGCGGCAGCCCCUUCCACUGCACUGCUGCCGCCGCCGUCGGGGAGGUGAGCAAAAGUGCCCCGGAUUCAGGGUUAAUGGGGAACUCUAUUUUGGUAAAGAAGGAAGAGGAGGAGGAAGAGAGCCACAGGCGAAUCAAGAAGUUGAAGACAGAAAAGGUUGAUCCCCUGUUUACAGUGCCUGCACCUCCACCUCCGAUUUCCAGCAGUAUCACACCUCAGAUUCUGCCUUCCUACUUUUCCCCAUCUUCAUCCAAUAUUGCAGCACCAGUCGAGCAACUUUUGGUACGGACUCGUUCAGUGGGUGUAAAUACUUGCGAGAUUGGAGUUGUAACAGAACCCGAAUGCCUUGGACCCUGUGAGCCUGGGACCAGCGUGAACUUGGAAGGAAUUGUGUGGCAUGAAACCGAAGAAGGUGUCCUGGUGGUAAACGUUACAUGGAGGAACAAGACUUAUGUGGGAACGCUGCUGGACUGCACCAAGCAUGACUGGGCCCCUCCCAGGUUCUGUGAAUCUCCAACAAGUGACCUGGAAAUGCGAGGAGGACGGGGCAGGGGGAAGAGGGCAAGGUCUGCUGCAGCUGCAGCCGUACCUGGAAAUGAUACGAGUUUUACCGAGUCCAGAGGACUUCAGAAUAAGAAUCGAGGUGGUGCUAAUGGGAAGGGAAGGAGGGGCAGCCUUAACUCAAGUGGGCGCAGGACACCCCCAAACUGCGCUGUAGAUGAAGUCAAAGCCAGCCCCUCAUCCACAAACAAGAGAAAAAGUAAGCCUCCAAUGGAGCUAGACUUGAACUCCAGUUCAGAGGACAAUAAGUGUGGAAAACGUGUUCGUACUAACUCUAGAAGCACUCCCACCACCCCACAGGGGAAACCAGAGACUACUUUUUUGGACCAAGGCUGCUCUUCUCCAGUGCUGAUUGACUGUCCUCACCCCAACUGCAACAAAAAGUACAAGCACAUUAAUGGACUACGAUACCACCAGGCUCAUGCACAUUUAGACCCAGAAAACAAACUGGAGUUUGAGCCUGACAGCGAAGACAAAAUUUCAGACUGUGAAGAAGCUUUGAGUAAUGUGGCACUUGAAUGCAGUGAGCCAAGCACAAAUUUGCCAGGCUUUGAUCCGCUAAAAGCACCGACAUCUCCUUCCUCUAUCACUACCCCAGGGACCCCCAAGGGAAAAAGGGAACUGACCAGCAAUGGCCCCAGUUCAGUUAUCAGUUCCAAAACUGGCAAGAAUUCUGGCAAAAAGAAGGGUCUGAACAGUGAAUUGAACAGCCUUCCAGUAAUUUCUAAUAUGGCAGCCACACUGGAUAAUUGCUCUGUAGCAGAUGGCAAUUUGCAAACUGAAAUGCCAAAACUGGAGGCUGAAGGGCUAAUAGACAAGAAGAGUAUGAGUGAUAAAGGCAAGAAAGCUAAUAAUUGCAAAGUGGAUAAAAACCUUUCCAAACUGAAAACAGCCAGGCCCAUUGCCCCAGCGCCAGCACCGACUCCUCCCCAGUUAAUAGCUAUACCUACUACAGCCUUUACAACCAGCACUACAGGGACAAUACCGGGACUGCCCUCUCUAACAACUACUGUUGUUCAGGCUACACCAAAGAGCCCUCCGCUAAAACCUAUUCAACCAAAGCCCACAAUUAUGGGAGAGCCAAGCACUGUAAACCCAGCUCUCACAUCACUCAAAGACAAAAAGAAAAAGGAGAAGCGAAAGCUAAAGGACAAAGAAAGCAAAGAGACUGGAAGCCCUAAGAUGGAUUCUAAGCUGGGAAAGCUAGAGGAUUCAAAAGGGUCUGGGAAAGAUUUAUCUGGACAUUUUUUAAAGGACCAUCUCAACAAGAAUGAAGUGUUAGCUAAUGGACUUUCCGAGUCUCAAGAGAGCAGGAUGGCAAGUAUUAAGGCUGAAGCUGAUAAGGUUUACACGUUCACAGACAAUGCUCCCAGCCCUUCUAUAGGGAGUGCCUCCAGGAUGGAAUGCAGCACUUUGGUGAAUGGACAAUCUUCGAUGGCGCCACUGCAUGUGUUGACACAAAAUGGUGCAGAUAGCGCUGCCGCUAAAACCAACAGCCCUGCUUACUCGGAUAUCUCUGAUGCAGCUGAUGACGGUGGCUCCGACAGCCGGUCAGAGGGCAUGAGGUCAAAGGCCAGCUCUCCUUCGGAUAUUAUUUCUAAUAAGGACGGUGUUGUAAAAGGACAUUCUUCAACCACAGCACAAUCGGCUCAAGCGAAAGAGUCCCAUUCUCCCUAUUACCAUGGCUACGAUCCAUAUUAUUCUCCAAGUUACAUGCACUCUGGACAGGUCAGCACCCCAGCAGCUGGGAACAGCAGCACCCCACAGGGACUGAAGAUCAAAAAAGAGGCUGAGGAAGAGGCUGAAAAGAAAGAGAAGGCAGAACUGUCAGAUGCCAAGAAAAAUGAAAGCAGUUCCUCUAAUUUGCAGCCACAACAUCAGUCAGUAAUAACGCAAAGACACCCUGCACUUGCUCAGUCACUUUAUUAUGGACAGUAUGCCUAUGGGCUCUAUAUGGACCAAAAGUCCUUAAUGGCCUCUAAUCCCGCUUACAGACAGCAGUAUGAAAAAUACUAUGAGGACCAGCGACUAGCAGAACAGAAAAUGGCACAAACUGGGAGGGACUGUGAAAGGAAGAAUGAACCCCCGUUGAAGGAAAUUGGAAAGGACGAUAACAAGCAGAAAAAUGUUCCAUCUGCUACUAUUUCAAAGGCUCCUUCAACUCCAGAGUCGAGCAAAAAUAACAGUAAAAUAGGGUCUUCGGUCCCUAACAAAGCUGAGGAGACGAGCAAAUCACAGAUCCUUUCCAAUCACCAGCAGCAGCUUCAGUCUGACAGUUUCAAAGCCAAACAAAUGGAAAACCAUCAGCUCAUAAAGGAGGCUGUGGAGAUGAAAUCUGUUAUGGACUCCAUGAAGCAAACAGGAGUGGAUCCAACCACGAGAUUUAAACAGGAUCCAGAUUCACGAACAUGGCAUCAUUAUGUUUAUCAGCCCAAAUACCUUGAUCAGCAAAAAUCAGAAGAACUUGAUCGUGAGAAAAAGUUAAAAGAAGACAGCCCUAGAAAAACACCUAACAAGGAAAGUUCCCUGCCUAACCUUCCUGUCUCGUUAGCAAGCAUUAAAGAGGAGCCUAAAGAGGUCAAGCGUUCUGAUUCUCAAUCAGUGGAUGAGAGCAAGAUAAAAAACGAUGAUCGAAAGACUCCUGUAAAUUGGAAGGACUCUCGGGGUGCUAGAGUAGCGGUUUCCUCACCAAUGAGUCAGCAUCAGUCAUAUAUCCAGUACUUGCAUGCUUAUCCUUAUCCACAGAUGUACGAUCCCAACCAUCCAGCCUAUCGUGCAGUCUCUCCUGUCCUAAUGCACAGCUAUCCUGGGGCCUAUCUCUCUCCAGGAUUUCAUUACCCAGUUUACGGGAAGAUGUCAGGGAGAGAAGAGGCGGAGAAAGUCAAUACCAGCCCGAGCAUCAACACGAAAUCAACCACUGAGUCCAAAGCACUGGAUUUGCUCCAGCAGCAUGCCAACCAGUAUCGCAGCAAGUCCCCUGUUCCCGUGGAAAAAUCAGCAGCUGAGCGUGAACGGGAAGCGGAAAGGGAAAGAGACCGUCAUUCUCCUUUUAGCCAGCGACAUCUCCAUACACACCAUCACACACAUGUUGGAAUGGGUUACCCACUUAUACCUGGACAGUAUGACCCAUUUCAAGGAUUGACCUCUGCUGCCCUUGUUGCCACUCAGCAGGUGGCUGCGCAGGCAUCUGCAACUGGUAUGUUUCCUGCACAAAGAAGGGUGAAUUACUAGAAGUUAGAGCUUGUUUAUAACGUCGGUUUCAUUUCUCCUGCCUUGUGAAUACUUAAUGCAGAAGGAUAAAUUAAAGAUUCCCAGAAGACAAGCACACUUGGACUUUUUAUACUACUAUGAUGAAUCUGCCAUUCAUAUUGGUAUAAUUGUUUUAUUUUUAUAGGCAUAAAAUAAGUUCCCAUAGUGACUAGUAAUAAGGUUUAUUGAUUUUUACUACACAUUAUUCAUCUGUGGCUUACUCUUAUCAUCUUGUUCUGAACACGUUCAGAAGGUUCACAGUGGUGACAUACUACAAAUUAGCUUCAUCAAAAAUGGGAAGGAAGAGGUUUUUUUUUUUUUUUUUUUUUUUUUUUGUGGAUGGGGAUAUUGUGAAUGCAGAACUCCUGAAAAAUAAGUGCCUUAUUACUUCUAUAUUAAAAGCUUAGAUGGUUUUUGUAUUGAAAUGUACCAUUGAUUUCUUUUCAGUCUAGACCAUUAAUGCUUCUACAGCAAAACAGAUCUUAUAAAUUCACACUAUUGGUGAUUUUGAUUUAGUGUGGUUUAAUAUAGUGUUGUAAGUACCUGGAAUGAAUUACUCUGAUUGAUACGGGGUAAGCAGCAGUUAAAAUUAUAAUUAAUGUUAUAACUUUAUUAUAUCCUUGGAAUUUGCAAGAGAGGCUAACAGGCAUUGCCAUUUAUUGUCUUCCUCCACUUUGGUUAUUCUUUUCCCUCUAUCUUCAUAACUUUCCUUUUAAUUUAGCACUUGCCAUGCUGACCUCCUUAAAGGUUGUGCAGCUGGCUCAGUAACUCCCCAAAGCCAAAAGAUAUCCAUCUACAUGCCCAAGUCUGACGUACAGCUGCUGUAAUCAUUUCAUCCUUCUGUAUCCAAAGGAUGAGCAAACUGAAGCAGCAGUAUGAGGAAGACAAAUUUUAAACCUGGGAACUUAUGACCACAGAAGCUGGUCACUGGAAGGGGGCAGCUGAAGCAGCAUAGUACAGAUGUAUCUGUGCUGUUGUUUUCCACAGGCAGGGCUUGUGCUCCUUGUGACCUCCAGCUAACACCGUUACCACUCUGCUCUGCUAGCAGCUGCAGUCAGUGACCCUGUUCUAUCUUUCAUUUGGGUGUUUCCAGCUGUCUCGUAGAGGUGAACAAGGGCUUUAGUAUUACAGUGACUUCUGUGAGUUUCUAACCUGUCCAUGGCAUGCAGCUAGAGGAAUGAAAGGUCUGUCAGUGGCAGCCCAUCACACCAACCCAAAACCCCAGCCAGGGAGUUAUUGCCUGUGGUGCUUGCACUGGGAAGAAAACAGAUGUGAAUGGAGAGGGUGUGGCUGGUUGGUUGGUUUGUUUGUUUGAUUGAUUAAUCUUGCUGGUGUAGAUGCUCAAGUAGGACAGGGGUCUAACUGACUGAGUUGGAUGACUAGCAGGGCUAGACUGGAACUAUUGAAAGUGGGGCGCAGGAGAAACAUUUUUCCAGUUUCUUAUUUUUAGAUUCCUGGUCACUUUAGUGAACACCUAAGAACUCAUAGAGCUAAUUCUGUGCCAUCUCAUUCCCUCCCUUGCUUUUGAAGGGUGUGUUGGUUGGAUGUAAUCAUUGGGUCAUUAAGUCUCUGACAAUUGCUGGCAGUGCAUGUGCUUUCAGAGGAUGUAAGAUGAGAGAAACCACUAAUGCAUCCUAAAGUACACCAGGUAUCACUGAUAGCAUGAAAAACGGCAUAAACAACACCAUGGUGCCCUUCUGCAACUCUCCACCCCAUCUGUUUUCAGGGAAGGAGUGGGAGAGUUGUGCAAGGAAUCUAGUCCUUAUUUCCUUCUGGCAUCAUGGUCUUGCCAUUCUUAUCACAACUGACAGAUGUAGCGUCCUCAUCCUGCAGGAAAAUCUCAUUCUACUACUUGCUUGCCAUACUCUCUUGCUCCUCUUUCUCUGCACAUCUCUCUCCUUCUCUCCCCUUCACCUUACUUGGCCACUUAAUAAGCUCUCUAGCUUACUUCCAUUUGAUAUCAUCAAAACUUACUUGUUCUAUCUGUACAGCUAAAAUCCUUCUGCGUACAUUUAUGAUCUCAGCUCUUGAUUAGUUUCUGAUCUUUUAUCAUGUUCCCUUCUUUGACCUGUGUUUUUUUUUUCUGUCUUAUGCUGUGUUAAUGUAUCCUUGUCUCUCUUCAGCAUAAAGUGUUUGGGACACAAAACAUGUCUCACUUCAAAUUCCCACAGCGUAGGUCAUAUUUAUAGUUCUUCCUGAGUAAUAGCAAUGGAUGCUUCUAACAUCAUGUAGAUGAUAGUGCAAGAUGUCAUGAGUAGUUAGUGCAGACCGUUACUAACAAGGAGCUUAAGAUAACUGACAAAAGACUUUAUGGUUUUGAGAGCUAUGUUGAAACCAUUACUGCCUCGAAAACUGGGAAUGGUAUCAAGCCUAUAUAGGAAGUCUAAAGCUGUACUUCCUUGAAUCAGAGAGAACUGGAGAUAUAUAGUCAUUACUUAAUGAGCCAGCUUUGCUCUGCUUUAGAAAAAUAGAUGUUUUCUUCAUUUGUUUCAGUCUUAACCUUUACCUAGCUUUCUGUAUUAAAUACUCUACAGCAUUACCAUGAACUACAGUUUUCCUUGAUGUAGGUCU
This is a messenger RNA of Oxyura jamaicensis (ruddy duck), 7990 nucleotides long. It is a transcript of the gene ZNF608, whose product is annotated as zinc finger protein 608. Gene Ontology annotation, biological process: regulation of transcription by RNA polymerase II. The record is from RefSeq and is a predicted model, not a curated record. The coding region runs from base 878 to 5401 and encodes 1507 amino acids. Lineage: Eukaryota; Metazoa; Chordata; Aves; Anseriformes; Anatidae. The transcript has 10 exons. Gene Ontology annotation, cellular component: nucleus.